Molecule: messenger RNA, 1257 nt
Organism: Amborella trichopoda
Lineage: Eukaryota; Viridiplantae; Streptophyta; Magnoliopsida; Amborellales; Amborellaceae
Product: PPR containing protein (DUF179)
Source: RefSeq, a predicted model, not a curated record
AGAGAAAGAAGAUCAGAGAGAGAAGAGAGAGAGAGAGAGAGAGAGAGGGGGGAGAAAUAAAGAGGUGGAGAGAGGAUGAUGAUAUUGGAAAUGUGUUCUCUCACUUGGAAAUCAUUAAAUCCUACACUACAUUCCACAAAUUUCAACAGGCCAAGUCGACUCUUUUUCCACAAGAAGAAAACCAACUUGAAUUUCCAUAGAAAUGAAGCUGGUGGCACCUCACACUCUUCGAUCACCAGAUGCACCCUCCAAAAUCCCGACGGCGAAUACGAGCCAUUGGUCGACUCUGAUUGGCGAUCCUUUCGAGCGAGGCUCGUGGCCAACGCUAAUGCGCAAAGGCUCGAUCCAAACACCAGCUCUAACCUCGACUCUGAACCCCCAUCCGUCGCACUGAGUGAUAAAUGGGUUCACCCACUUCACGAACUAGAGGCAGGUUGCUUGCUAGUCGCAACAGAGAAGCUCGACGGAGUUCACAUAUUUGAGCGCACUGUCAUCCUCCUCUUAUCAAAUACCAGGCCUGGCCCCUUCGGCGUAAUCCUCAAUCGCCCCUCUCUCAUGUCCAUCAAAGAGACGCAAUCAAAAGAUCUCGACGUGUACAAGACGUUCUCGGAUCUACCUUUAUUUUUCGGAGGGCCUUUAGAGGAGGGCUUGUUCUUGUUAGGUCUAUGUGGUGAGGAUGAACAUGUAGGAGAGAGUGGUGUGUUUGAUGAGGUGAUGAAAGGCCUGUACUAUGGGACAAAAGAGAGUGUGGGUUGUGCAGCUGAAAUGGUUAGGAGAAAGGUGGUGAAUGUGGGGGAUUUUAGGUUUUAUGAUGGUUAUUGUGGGUGGGAGAAGGAGCAGUUGAAAGAGGAGAUAAGAUCUGGUUAUUGGAGUGUAGCUGCUUGCAGUCCAAGUGUGGUUGGGUUGGCUAGCACUGGGAGUCUUAAUUUGUGGGGGGACAUUUUAGGCCUCAUGGGAGAAUGGAAGGUGUGGUGAACAAAGUUAAUUUGAGAGAAAGAAAGGUGUGGUUAUCAAAUUUGAGAGAGAGAGAUAUGUGACCUAAGGGGAAUGGUUGCCCCUAAAACAAGGGGUUUCAUCUCUCAUAUUUGGUGCCUGCUUCUUUGGCUUUGGGCAUUGGAAGCAUAUGGAGGGGCCAAACCACUUCAAUGCAUUGAUUUGGGGUCUAAGAAUGUCUUUGUAAAUUCCUAAGAAGAAAAGAAAAAAAAUGAUGUCCUUUGUAAAUGUUUCAGUUUUUGCAUUAAGACAGACAUUCUAGGC